Calypte anna (Anna's hummingbird) is the source of this 354-nucleotide messenger RNA. RefSeq names its product spexin hormone (gene SPX). Gene Ontology annotation, biological process: positive regulation of gastro-intestinal system smooth muscle contraction. Gene Ontology annotation, molecular function: neuropeptide hormone activity. The transcript is spliced from 6 exons. Gene Ontology annotation, cellular component: cytoplasm. NCBI's taxonomy places the organism in Eukaryota, Metazoa, Chordata, Aves, Apodiformes, Trochilidae. The record is from RefSeq and is a predicted model, not a curated record. The coding region runs from base 1 to 354 and encodes 117 amino acids.
AUGAAGGGGCUGUGUAAGCUGACAGCAUCUGCAAUGGCACUGCUCUUGGCAGCAUCCUUCCUGUCUUUCUCCUGGAGUGCACCUCAGGCUCAUUUCCAAAGGAGGAACUGGACUCCUCAAGCUAUGCUCUAUUUGAAGGGUGCACAGGGACGUCGAUUCAUCUCAGAGGAGAGACAUGGAAAGGGUCUGUAUGACAGAAUGCAGUUUGAAACACGCAGCCAAACCACAAAUCCUUUGUCUCUUUCUGAAGCCGCAGCUCUGUUCCUUAGUUCCUUAUGGAAAGCACAAGAAGAAGUUGAAGAAGAGAACGGUGAUCACCGUGGCUACUUGACAGAUCAUCUAUCAAACUGGUGA